AUGGCAGACAUCGGGAACCUCCCAGUCCAAAGAUUUAUCGCCGAAUAUCAAGCAUGGCAAGCCAUCAACUCCCCAACCCUCCCCCCAACACCCGCAGCGAUUGUCGUCGGAGUAUACAACGCAAGCAGACACACUGUAUAUAACCCCGGCGCUCCUGUCGGUCCACCACCCGCAACAGGUCCAACCCAACGACAGAGCAUCAUCCCACCUAAUAACAAACCGGCCCUCGCUCCUGCACCUACACCGGGUAUCUUCCCAGCUUGGACUGCACCAGUUGCGCCGGAUGUGUACAAUGCUGCGAAUUGGAGAGGAGUCAAACAACUUGGACAAGGUGGAUUUGGAACUGUAACACUCUGGGAGUACAUUGGUCCCCAGCCUGCUCCACCACGAGACAAGAUCGCCGUCAAACUAGGCGCCAAUCCGGACCUGUGGCUAAGAGAUGAAGGCUGGUACAUGGAAGAUCUUGCACAAGGCAACUCGCAGCAUAUUGUGAAGCUUCUGGUAAAUCCCGUGACGAUUGUUACGCCAGCCAUGGCUGCGGCGGAAGGGUUAGGCCCGGGCUGGCCUGGGACGGUGAGGAGGUUGAUCAUGGAAUAUUGCCCGCAAGGAUCGAUGCGUAAAUUGAUAGAUAUGCGCAGAGAACGUAACAUACGCUUCGAAGAACUCACUCUAUGGCGGAUCUUCGAAUGUCUCGUCGACGGCUGUGCAGUCUUGGAGCACGGAUUGGAGUUCCACACUCCCCCCAAUGGUGUCGCGCAAAUACCCGAUGGGUCACAUACCUAUGCAAGAAAUGACACAGAUCCUGGAGUGCUUGUACAUUUUGAUCUGAAGCCGGACAAUAGUAAGUUCUGUGUGAUAUCGUUCCACAAGGUCUGUGGAUCUGGUGUUAAGUCAAUAUAG
Molecule: messenger RNA, 900 nt
Organism: Cadophora gregata
Lineage: Eukaryota; Fungi; Ascomycota; Leotiomycetes; Helotiales; Ploettnerulaceae
Exons: 5
Coding region: 1-900 (299 amino acids)
Biological process (GO): protein phosphorylation
Molecular function (GO): protein kinase activity; ATP binding
Source: RefSeq, a predicted model, not a curated record